Molecule: messenger RNA, 1970 nt
Organism: Glycine soja
Lineage: Eukaryota; Viridiplantae; Streptophyta; Magnoliopsida; Fabales; Fabaceae
Product: transcription factor UNE10-like
Exons: 6
Coding region: 282-1679 (465 amino acids)
Cellular component (GO): nucleus
Molecular function (GO): protein dimerization activity
Source: RefSeq, a predicted model, not a curated record
AACCAAAUCCACAAGCUUGUUUCCCCUCAUUGUCCUGAUAUUAGAAGAGGGGGGGUGGGGGUCACACACACACCAAACAACCAGAUCACGUCGUUUCAUUACAAUAAUUAAUCUUUUCCCUCUUUCUCAUCAUUCCCACUAUUCUUCACAUUCACUUCUCUUCUCUUCUCAUUCACUUCUCUUCUCUUCUCGUGAACAAACAUAUAGCAAACACACACACACACACAAAAACACAGUUCCAUCCAUUGGACUGCCUCAAUUCUUUUAAUUCCCCCCAAAAAAUGAGCCAGUGUGUUCCUAGUUGGGAUGUCGAAGACAACCCACCACCCUCAAGAGUUUCUCUUCGCUCCAACUCCAAUUCAACUGCCCCUGAUGUUCCCAUGUUGGACUACGAGGUUGCUGAGCUGACAUGGGAAAAUGGGCAACUUUCUAUGCAUGGCUUAGGGCUACCGCGUGUGCCGGUAAAACCACCAACAGCCGCCACGAAUAAGUACACAUGGGAGAAGCCUCGGGGAAGUGGCACCUUGGAGUCCAUAGUGAACCAAGCCACGAGCUUUUCCCACCAGGAAAAGCCCAGACCGUUAAACGGAGACAGUGGUGGUGGUGGUGGAGUUUAUGGGAACUUCAUGGUCCCAUGGUUCGACCCUCAUGCUGCCGCCACCACUACGACCACCACCACGAACACCAUGACGAUGGACGCGUUGGUGCCAUGCUCGAACCGGGAGCAGGGCAAGAAGAAGGGUAUGGAGCCGGGGCCCGGCACGUGCAUGGUGGGGUGCUCCACCCGUGUGGGGUCAUGCUGCGGGGGGAAGGGGGCGAAGGGGCAUGAGGCGAGUGGGAGGGAUCAAAGCGUGAGUGGGAGUGCCACGUUCGGAAGGGAUAGCAAGCACGUGACCCUUGACACAUGCGACAGGGAGUUCGGCGUGGCUUUCACUUCCACCUCCAUCAACUCGCUCGAAAACACCAGCUACGCUAAGCACUGCACCAAGACCACCACCAUAGAAGAACAUGAUUCUGUUUCCCACAGUAAACCAAUGGGGGAAGACGGGGAUGAAGAGAAGAAAAAGAGAGCAAACGGCAAAUCGUCGGUGUCCACUAAAAGGAGCAGAGCUGCGGCUAUACACAACCAAUCUGAAAGGAAAAGGAGGGAUAAGAUAAACCAAAGAAUGAAGACAUUGCAAAAGUUGGUCCCAAAUUCCAGCAAGACUGAUAAAGCUUCAAUGUUGGAUGAGGUGAUAGAAUAUUUGAAGCAGUUGCAAGCACAAGUGCAGAUGAUGAAUAGGAUCAACAUGUCAUCGAUGAUGCUGCCAUUGACCAUGCAACAACAACUUCAAAUGUCGAUGAUGUCUCCAAUGGGCAUGGGAUUAGGGAUGGGAAUGGGGAUGGGGAUGGGAAUGGGAAUGGAUAUGAACUCCAUGAACCGUGCUAACAUCCCUGGCAUCCCUCCAGUCCUCCACCCUUCUGCCUUCAUGCCCAUGGCAGCCUCGUGGGAUGCCGCUGUUGCUGCCGCUGCUGGUGGAGGCGACCGCCUUCAAGGGACUCCGGCUUCCGUGAUGCCUGACCCUUUGUCCACAAUUUUUGGAUGCCAAUCGCAGCCCAUGACCAUGGAUGCCUACAGUAGACUUGCUGCAAUGUAUCAGCAGCUGCACCAACCUCCUACUUCUGGUUCCAAGAACUGAGCUAGCUAGUUCUGUUAUGAGAGUGUUGAGCUACAAUUACAAGAAUGUCCAUACUAAUUCUUUGUGAGAAAUGUGUAUAUUAGCUCCAAAGCAAGUGACGAGAAACAAUUAAUAGCAGAAUAUUUAUACUCCUUUCUUAUUGGGGUUAAUUAGUAACUUGUUAUGAUUUAGGUGGCUUUCUUGGUUUACUUUACCUAAUUACCUUCAUAUCUAUGUUCAUAGGAAUUUGCAACUUGUAUAACGUGUUUUGCUAUUCUAUUGAAUAACGGGUUUGGCCUCAUUCAAAUCUUA